UUUUCUGUUUUACGAGUCUUUUUGGCUUCCUUGGUUGGCUACUUGAGAGUUUCGUUGGUUUUUCUUUGUUUAUUUUUUCCUAACAUUUUUCUUUCCUUUUUUUAUUUGCAAAAAUUUAAUAGAUUGAAGAUUUUAGGGUAUUAUGAUGUUACAACGACAGAAAUACAUAGCUUCUCACUGGCUCAAUUUCCCCAUUCCACAAGCAUAGAAUCAAAGCAAACCCAACAUCCUACUUAAUUCAUGAUGUCCUACCCAUUUCUUCAUAUACACCAAACCCAAUCCUCUAGCACAAGAAUCCCAUAAGAUAAAAGAACAUCCUUUUCUGGUUCUAUAAUUUUCUUCUUGACAGAGAAUGCACAGAAGAGAGGAUGAUGGCAACAGCAGCUCUCUGCGGCCUCUGGACAUAUGCUGUCGGCUUCUUAAAUUUGUGGUUGCUAAACUACGGAUAUUAAGAAAGAAAGAGAUGAAUGAAGAUGAGCCUGAGAGGAACAAACUGAUCAAGAAGGGAUCAAGGACUGACAUCACUAUUCAUUUCAAGCAAAUAGAAGACUCCAAAGAUAAUUGCAAAUCCAAGAACAAUUCCCCAGGCUCGUCAAGCCAAGAAUCAGAGAGAGAGACAAAGAUCACACUAGCAAAUGGUACUAACGGCCCUAAGAAGAGGUUACUUGAGAAGGGGAAAAAGAUCACGUUGGGUGAGCCGAUCCCCACGCAACAAAUCACCCAGCCUGAAGCAGCGAAACCACCACCACAACCUCAUAGACGUAUGAUGAGGCCCCUUCUAAAUGAUAUAAAUAAGAAAUCAGAUGCUUUUAUUGAAAGUACACUCGAGAAGAUGAGAAAAAGCUUAGCUUAGAACCAAACAAAUUGAGCCUC
This is a messenger RNA of Capsella rubella, 873 nucleotides long. RefSeq lists its product as uncharacterized. The transcript has a single exon. NCBI's taxonomy places the organism in Eukaryota, Viridiplantae, Streptophyta, Magnoliopsida, Brassicales, Brassicaceae. The record is from RefSeq and is a predicted model, not a curated record. The coding region runs from base 353 to 853 and encodes 166 amino acids.